UUCUACCGUCGCGCCACCACCCUCCCCUGCACCACCACCUCUGCCGUGUCGCCGCCACCUAUCCCGCACCACCAAUUCCGAUGGGCCACCAUGCCAACACCAACCCCGUGCCUCCGCACCACCGCACCACCGCCUCACCCAUAACGCCAUGCCACCACCUACCCGAUGCCGCCGCGCCACUUUUCCCACCGAUCUGGCGCACAUGUUCCUCCCCCCUGCUUCGGUCUACCAACUCCUCCUCCCUGCGUUACCGCUACACCACCGGUCCCCAGCUGCUGCUGGUCGCCGCUGUCAGAGGAGGCCAACGGCAGGGGGGCGACCUCCCCCUUCCCUUCUCGGUGGAUCCGUCGGCCAUGGCCUUCGGCAACUCCUGUACGCAUCGCCCUUACCUUUUCCUCCCCCAUACUACGGGACCCGCAAGAAGCCUCGUCUCUUCCUCCUCCACGACCCGAUCUCCUCCUAGGUUUUGCUCUCCACCACCGCGGAACGAGCCGGAAAUAGCGGCACGACACCUCAGAUCCGGCUUCCCCCUCCUCCAAGCCUGCCUCGUGGCCACCGAAUCAGCGGCCAUCGACGAGAAGCAGGUAUCAAGGGGGCUUGUGAUGCAGGAGGAUAAGCCCGCAGAGAACAAGAUCAAGCAGCCUACAACGAGUCCAGGUCCGGUCUAAGAUCCGGCGGGAUCCCCACCACGUGCCAUGCAAACCUCCGAAGCCGCAGUGGAGCAGCUCCACCAUGGUGGUCGUGGCCAUGCGCAUGGAUGCUAAUUUUCCUCACCGCUGCCACAACCUCGUCGAUUAGCCAUCCCUUUGUCCUCCUCUUCCACCUCCCCUCUUCUAUCACUGGAGUAGUACACGCGUGCAGAUGUACACUGCGACUCGUGUGCAGUACAGAUCGGGCAUCACGCGGGGUUGUAGUAUGGUGUGGUGGCGCUUCAUGACACAUCAAUUUUUUUUGACUCAUUUUGCAGUUGACUCGGUUGAGCGAGCGGUUCGGCGGGGCAGGUUCCAUGCAGUGCAUUUGUAGGUAUCAUGCAGUGCGGCAUUUAUGUUUGUGAAGUGUGCAUGUUCUAUCAAAUGAAGCACCAUUUGUUUGUGUAA
Hordeum vulgare subsp. vulgare (domesticated barley) is the source of this 1097-nucleotide messenger RNA. RefSeq lists its product as uncharacterized. The record is from RefSeq and is a predicted model, not a curated record. Lineage: Eukaryota; Viridiplantae; Streptophyta; Magnoliopsida; Poales; Poaceae. The transcript has 3 exons. The coding region runs from base 81 to 668 and encodes 195 amino acids.